AUGGCAGACCAGCACCUCCUGGCCUACUUUACCGCCAUGGACAACCAAGGAGGCGUCAUAGUUAAAGAUGCCCCCAAGUUUGACCUGGAGAUGUACGUAGCUAACUACAAGGGCCGUACUCGUUUCGACCGACUUCUCCUGAUCGGCCAAUGUUCCGUGCCGCUGUGUAUCGAUGCGCUGAAGGCCGCCAUCGCCGAAGCAAGACGUGGCAAGGAUGUCCAGCGAUACCGCGACGCUUGGGAAUGCAUCCGCAUGGCCGCGCCUGACGAGCCCGAAGCCAGAUGGGAUGAGGCGUGGGUAACCGCGACAGAAAAAGAAAAUAAAUCAGAGACCCAACGCCUCGAAGCCGAGCUCAAGGGUUAUAAGAACAACCUGGUUAAAGAGAGCAUUCGGAUUGGUCAUCGCGACCUCGGCGAACAUCUCGAAUCUAUCGGAAGCUUAAAUCAGGCUGCCGACACCUACAUAAAGAUGCGCCCCGACGCGAGCACGCAGUCCCAUAUCCUGGAGGUCGGCAAGCACGUUAUUAGCAUCAUGCUGCAAAAACGAGAUUGGGCUGGGGUUCUGGCGAACGCCAGCAAGGCCCUGACUGGGAAUCUUGCUGGUGAGGAGCACACCGUCGAGCAGCCUUAUCAGAAGGUCGUCUGCGGUUUAGCGCACCUGGGGUCUGCUAAGUACUACGACGCUGCGCGAUGCUUCCUCGAGGUUGGAGACCCGUCUAUCUGCCAGCAACACAACGACAUUGCCAGCACAAACGACAUCGCCACCUAUGGCGGACUGCUAGCACUAGCCUCGAUGGACCGAGUAGAGCUUCAAUCCCGAGUCUUGGACAACCCUAGCUUCAGAAACUUCCUCGAGGUGGAGUCGCACAUCCGCAAGGCCGUCUCCAUGUUCGUGAACGGCCGAUACUCGUCCUGCUUAGACAUUCUAGAGUCCUACCGAAACGAUUACCUUCUCGACAUUCACCUUCAAAAACAUGUCGCGCCCCUCUACUCACAGAUUCGGAACAAAUGCAUUAUCCAAUACUUCCUACCGUUUUCAUGUGUUACUCUCGAUAGCUUGAAUACCGCAUUCGCCAAACCCGGCGAGUCCCUUCAAGACGAGCUUAUUUCUAUGAUCAAGAGCGGUGUUUUGAACGCUCGGAUCAACACCAUCGACAAACUCCUUGUUGCCGUUUCUGUCGACGCUCGGGUCGCGAUGCAGACAGAAGGCUUACUAGCUGCCCAGAACUACGAGAAGGAGGCCAUCGAGCGACUCCGACGAAUGAGCCUUGCGGCAGCCAACCUGGAGGUCAAAGUCCCUCCCAAGGCGGCUGGCUCGAGGCUUGACGGGUCAAUGGGGCCUCUUCCCGGAGUAGGCGAGAUAUGGCUGGACGAAGCUAGGAGGAACGAGAAUUCUGUAGACACGACAAUGACGUCGUAG
Molecule: messenger RNA, 1419 nt
Organism: Durotheca rogersii
Lineage: Eukaryota; Fungi; Ascomycota; Sordariomycetes; Xylariales; Xylariaceae
Product: 26S proteasome subunit RPN7-domain-containing protein
Exons: 5
Coding region: 1-1419 (472 amino acids)
Cellular component (GO): COP9 signalosome
Source: RefSeq, a predicted model, not a curated record